Cololabis saira (Pacific saury) is the source of this 3493-nucleotide messenger RNA. RefSeq names its product derlin 3 (gene derl3). The transcript has 6 exons. Lineage: Eukaryota; Metazoa; Chordata; Actinopteri; Beloniformes; Belonidae. Gene Ontology annotation, biological process: endoplasmic reticulum unfolded protein response. The record is from RefSeq and is a predicted model, not a curated record. Bases 38 to 592 code for a protein of 184 amino acids. Gene Ontology annotation, cellular component: endoplasmic reticulum membrane; Hrd1p ubiquitin ligase ERAD-L complex. Gene Ontology annotation, molecular function: ubiquitin-specific protease binding; misfolded protein binding.
ACUUUAACCCUGAACUCAUCAUCAGGAGAUAUCAGCUAUGGCGUUUGAUAACCAGCUUCCUCUUCUUCGGUUCUCUGGGAGUCAGCUUUGUCUUCAACAUCAUCUUUCUAGGUACCGAUACUGCCGCAUGCUUGAGGAGGACUGUUUCCGGGGAAGGACGGCAGAUUUUGUUUUUAUGUUCCUGUUCGGAGGAAUCACCAUAACUCUGUUCGGCCUGCUCGCAGACAUCCUCUUCCUCGGCCAGGCCUUCAUCGUCAUGCUGGUGUACGUGUGGAGCAGGAGACACCCGCUCAUGCGCAUGAACUUCUUGGGUCUGCUGAACUUCCAGGCGCCGUUCCUCCCCUGGGUGCUGACGGGAUUCUCGCUGCUGCUCGGCAACUCCGUCGUGGCCGACCUCCUGGGCAUCGGCGUCGGACACAUGUACUACUUCCUGGAGGACGAGUUUCCACACCGGGUGGGAGGAAGGAGACUGCUGAUGACACCGGAGCUGCUACGAGUUAUAUUUGACGGGCCGGGGGAGCCGGACUGCCGCCCCUGUCAGGAGGACGACCCGGCUGCAGAUCUGCAGCAGGACAAGGAGCAACACCAGUGAUGGAGAGGACCAAACCCAGGAGAAGUCACAAGCACGGCAAGACCAUCAGACGAUGGACGUUUGUGACGUAAAAACAUUUCCCCUCCUACUCCAAUUCCAACGACAGCAGCUCGCCUUCUCUGCUGCAAACAGAAACACGUGACGAAACCUGAACAGGAGCACCACUGAUCCGGGAUCUGCUCCAGGAACCAGGUUUAACAUGUAAUAAAGUGCCGAUAUGAAGCUGGUUAUCAUCUCCGUACGUCAUGUGAGAGAUGCAGCGUUGGCCCCGAACCUGCACAUUUCUAACAAGUAACAUCCGUCAUGGCAGGAAACAACACUAGAAAAGAAGGAUGUCGAUGUGAGCGUGAAAAAUAAGGAGUUUCAUCAGCAUCACUGCCUCAGCUAACCACCAGCACGCGAGUAAAUAAGUCAGUUUACGUCUGCAUGUCUUAGUCGGUUAAUGUGCUGCAGUUGAUGCCAACUGAAAUUAAAUUUAAUACGAUAAAGAAAGUUUGAUUUUGUCAGGUCGUUUAAAAUGCUCUUUACAUAAUAAACAAACAUAAAAACGAAUCAAAGCAGGUAGCGGACUGACUCUAAAUAUGGAAAUUUUCUCUCUUCCAGUCUCUAAAAGGUUUUUUAAAAGAUGCAUUUUUUCAUUUCAAAUUAUUAUUAUUUUUGUAAAUAAAAUGAUAGAAGUAUCUUAAAAGGGACCUGUUAUGGCAUCUAAUACCUAUUUUAAACAGGCCUUGAAUGUCUUAAAAACAAGCUUUUGAUUCUUUUUGCUAAAUAAAUUUGAAAUUCAGCCUCUAAACCAUCUGUCUUUAUCUUCCCAUUCUCUAACCUCAUUAUCUAUGCAGGAUUCUGAGUGGGUGGGGAGGCUAUGAUAAUGAGGCUCUGUGCUGAUUGGCUGCCUGAAUGAUGCGAUACACCGCUAAGAAAAAAUGGCGGCUGCUCCGGCCGGCGGAGUUAGUUGUGGCCGUGGUUUCACGCAUCGGAGGCCAACCGAUGUAAAUCGUUUCUGUCGUUACGUAACGACGGGAGCAGAAUCUGAACGGCUCGUAGAAGCCACAUCACACUGGACGGCUCAUCCGGGCGGCUGUACAGACACUGCAGAAUUUGGUUGCUUUCCUCCUUCUCUGAGUUGGCAGGCUGAGGGGAGACCACUUUAUAUAUGUUAAAGCAAGAAAAAACAUGUUUUUCAUAAUAGGUCCCCUUUAAGGUAUUUGUUCUGCUAUUUGAUGCAGUUUGAUGCCGUCUAGCAGCCUGGCCAGCGGUACUCUGGUACCUCUACCAAUCACUGACACGUCCACCGAUACAGAACGUACCGAAGCAAUCGUGACGGGUUGGGCUUUAUGUCAUGACUCAUAAGGGAACUUGAGAGCCACUAUUCAAAACAACUCUUAUGAAUAACAAGUUUUUAAGCAAACUGGACUCAGUCUUCGUAUCAGAGAGGAGUACACGGUAACACUUGUACACACUAUAAGAAAUUAUUACUUUAUAUAUAAUAUUUAGUAGAGAACGACUCUAUGUUGGAUCUAAAUCUUCAAAACUCAAGUUUCAGGGUCGGUCCGUCUCAGACCUCAUGAAUAUUUCUUAUGAAAUUGCUUCUUGUGAGUCGGACAGAAAGGUUUGAUUUGAAAAAGAAACUCCUCCCACUGAUGAAUCCAAAUCUUUUAAACAUAAUUCCUGAGGCAGCUGAUUGAUUAGGAAGAAGUGUGUAUAUACGCUGCAUAAAUCAUGCACCCUGCUAAGGAGUGAAACUGAACCUGCUUUUCCUGCCUCUGUGUCCGGUGUCUGGUCGCCGCAGCCUCACAGAGCUGUGAACGGCCUGAAAAGCCACCAGCUGCAUCUGCACACGCUGCACUUUCACCAACUGCCUUUGUGUGCCCAGCACUGGGAUCAAAUGGAAACUGCUUAGCACAACAACCCGCAAACAGGUCUCUGAGGGACCCCCGGCAACAAAACACGCAUGAAAGGACGGGUGGGUGUGUGUGGUGGUGGGGGUCACAAAGUUGUGGCCUUGAAUUCUCUCAUCAGGUGUAGAGUAUAUCUGCUGUGUGACAGAAAACCCCACUUGUCCUUUAAAUCGAGCGUUGAUCCACACAAACUAAGAGCUUGGCAGACAUUUAACCUGAACUCUGUCGAAAGUGGUGACACAAAGCCAAGUUUUUUACUGCUGCCAUGUAAAGAGAAACCGUCACUCCAAGUAAAAUUUAUUUGGCCGUUCCUAAACAUCUGAAAAAACCAAGUAGGUUUCAGAUUUCAUGCUGGUGUCUAUCAACAGCUGGACGAAUCUCUCAUUUGGAAGCUUCAAGCAAAAAAGACAAAGAAAGAAAACAGUGAAAACUGAGCUAUACUUUUAUAUAUAAUAUUUUUUUUAUAACUUUUAUCUUUCUUCACUUUUUUCAAUGUCAGUUGAAAAUUGUGCAAAUUGCGCGUAUCUGGCUGGUAGAAGUUAACAUCCAUCCUGCUGCAAACAUGAACAUCUCUUUUCUGUCGUUGAAACAUUUAAUCAUGAACAUUAACUUCAUGCUUUCAAAGGAUCUCAGAAGUGUGAAAAAUGAUGCGUUUUCAAUUUAUCAUCAAGCGAGAAACAACUGUUCAAUCUAAAGUUGCAUUCUUCACCGCUGCAGCAAAGAAAACCAUUUCUGCAUCUCACCAGCUUCAUAAGGCACCGUCAGGCAGUACAACUUCCAGCCGUCCGGACGGACAGACGUUCAGCAGCUGAUCGCUUCAAACAUGAACGUUAAGGCCUUAAACGUAACAUGAGCUGUGUCAGAAGUGCUUCAUUAAUCUCUUUCAAAUGAUGCAAAAUAAAAGCAAAAACAGCAAAUCAAGUUCUUUCAUAUUUUUUUUUAUUUUGUAAGAAUUAUUAAAAUGUACAAAAAGACAACAAAUACAACACAAUAUAUUAUCUGA